GCCUGGAAUGUUCUGGCCUACACAGGUGACUCCAAGGACCAUGAACAUCCUGCAUGUCUGAGUCUCUCAUCUCAGUGCUACACUUGCUUCACCUUGCCUGAGCUGCUUGUUUGGGUGGAGGGUUGCCUCCCAUGUGUGAAAAGGAGGGAACGAAGGCCAUGGUGGCAAGAAGAAGCCUUCCACGGCAUCGGCUUCGCCUGCUGAAGCUUGCUUUCGUGUUUCUGUUGUUAUUGCUCCCCCUCCUUUUCUCAGGGGCUGCCUGUAAGUGACAGAAGACUGGAGGAAGAGUGAGAGGGUUGAACCUCUUGCCAUCAGCUGGGGAUCCUCGCCUCGCUUCAUGGGUAGACCAGCCCUGAAUAAAGAUCUACAUCAGGAUCUUCUUCCCCUGUGGAUCCUGCUGUCUGAGCAGGUUGCCUCACUGCAACUAGGAUUUGCAACCAUGGUUUGAAGCUGGAUCCAAAUACUGGUGAAGAGCUAACCAUGCUUAUGGUUGGUGCAGGAAGGAUUGUGAAAACUGCAUUAAAUAAGGAAGAGCUUGGCUGGGUAGCAAAAGUGAUUCAGCAGCCUUAAAGAGAAUGGCAACGGUGUUAUGCUGGUCGAUUGGGAAUAGGCAUCUUUGGUUGUUGCAAACUGCACACUUGCAAAACUCCAUGUAGCCAGAUAAGCAUAAAAUUAAAUAGAUUCAAAUCACUAAUUAAUUUAAUAUAAAUUGUUGAAUAUUCUCUAGGUUUUGUUUUGAUGGCCUUUUUUGUUUUUCAAACUUUUUUCUUUCUUUUUUUGUUGUCGAUGUUGCUCUAGCUGGAAAUCCAUGUUUUGUGAAUAAAAUGUGUCUGUUAAGAAGAAGGACGAUGCACUUGAAGAGGGAAAUCAGAGAUACACCAGCAGAGUCAGAGACUGAGUAUGAUAACACUUCAUCUGUCCCAGAAGACCUGCCAGCUUCAGAUAACCAGAUAACUGGAGCAGAAGAAAGAACUGGUAACUGAAAUCGCUGCUUACACCUGUUGAUUUCAGACAGUGGAUUAAGCACUUUCCCCCUUCUGCAGUUUUGUUCUAUUGCAUGUCUCUAGUUACUUCCAACUCAAGCGCUGCAACUGUAAAGAUCACUGUUUAAAAACCCCAAGUUAGGAACUUUUUGGGUGUUCUAGAGUAGCUGUUUGUAUCAGUGUAUGUGGAACCAAGUAAAAGGAUUAGGACAGGAGUCAGGGAGUGAAACUUAGUGGCACAGUUACCAGGAAGUGACUCAGUACAAACAGAUAGAGCAGGAAGGAGAUAGAGAGUUUGGAGUUGGAUGCAAAAGCUUGUUUUAGUAAAGUUCUUUGUUUUAAGGUACUUCUGCUUGAUCAUUUGAUUAUAUCUUAUAGGUCAUUGCUAAGUUUGAACUGCAUCUUACACUGUUUUUAUUUUGGUUUUUGGCAUUGCAUUGCCUUUCACUUCCUUAUGCACUACGUUUAGAUUUUUGGAUGUUAAGUGGUUUACAAUUAUUGUUAAUAAAUCAUCUGCAGUCUAACAAUAAGCACAUCACGAUCUAAGGUAACUGAAAUGACUUCACUUACCGUAUUUUUCGCUCUAAGAUGCACUUAGUUUUUGGAGGAGGAAAACAAGAAAAAAAAUAUUCUGAAUCUCAGAAGCCAGAACAGCAAGAGGGAUCGCUGCGCAGUGAAAACAGCAAUCCCUCUUGCUGUUCUGGCUUCUGGGAUAGCUGUGCAGCCUGCAUUCGCUCCAUAAGACACACACACAUUUCCCCUUACUUUUUAGGAGGGAAAAAGUGAAUCUUAUAGAGCAAAAGAUAUGGUAAUUUUCUGUGUAGGACUGCACUGCCAGUAUUUUGCAGGAGGAAUUCAAUGACAUAGUAGAACCUCAGAUUUGCCCAGUUAAAGAGCAUUAAAUCCCUCUGUUGCUCCUGUACAAUAAAUCCACUUCUUAAAAAAUGGACCAUUUGCAAUCUGGCAAGAGAUGGGAAAAAUGCAUUGGAAGGUGAGGGGUUAACAGGAAGACGUGUAAACAUCUCACAGACAAAUUGGGAUGAAUGCAAGACCAAUGCUUGUUCUACCCAAUAAAUUGGAACAAAUGCUUAGUAAAGACUGGACAAGGCAGGAUGAAUGCUGAAUAAGCAGGUCAUCUAGAUGGCUCUGAUGUAUCGAUGCUAAUUGUGACUUUUACUUACUGGCUUUCAAACCGCAGGCCCAGUUGUUGUCACAUCAUAAGAUUGUUGUGGUUUUAACACAACAGUUUAAAAAGCCUAUUUGUAAAAGGCUCGAGGUCUAUAAUUUGAGAAGGUCAGCAAAAAGACCAUUAACGUGCAAAACUACAUAUUGAUGCAAAAAAGUGGCAAACCAGACCUUUUAGAACCUAGAAAAUGAUUCAGGAGGGGGUGAUUGAGAUUGCAGAAGUGGGGGGGGGGCUUAACGCUUUCCCAACUCACUGUUUCUUUUAUUUUGCUUAAUGUAUGUAGGGUUUGGUGUCAGCGUGUCCCAAGUAGUCAGGAGAAGUCCUCAAUUUCUUUUUCUGUGACCCUCUUUGUAAACUAGCUUGACAUACAUGUUCUGCUUAAUCUCUUGCAAAUUGAUUAGCUGUUAUUUGCAAGCAUAAUUGUUUUCUUGUUACAUGCAUAAAACUUCAAAAAACUUUCCAUGUGGGCCAUGAAGUUCAUGUUUGGUAUUGCAAGGGUUGAAUCAAUAAAAUUAAUCAAGUACAAAAACAAACAAACAAAAAACUCACUGUUUCUUGCUCCACAUCUUCCCCAUUCUGAGCAUAUUUUCCUCCGUUGGGCUUCAGACGCAGGCCUGUAAAUUUAUGGGCAGAAACAUUGGUGGAGGGCGUCCACUGCUGCAAAAUGGAAGAUAAGGAAAAUGUUGUGCCUCUAUUUCUGUUUCUCUGUUUACAGCUGCCCUCUCCCAAGUGAAUGCUGCCAUACAUAUAUUUGCAUGUAACAUGUAAUGUGUCCGUUCACCAGUCAUUCACUAUUUUUAAGUUCAGUGUUCUCAUUGACUUCUUAGGGAAGAGUCAAGCACUUUUAUUGCAGUAGGCUAAGUAGGUAUUACACAUCAAGGCUGUGUGGAAUGCAAUGUAUUUUUAAUAUUAAGUUUUAUGUAUUACUAUAUCUCAUUCUAACUCGAUUUUUUUCCCUACUUCAGUUCCAGCGUACAUUCUUAUUUAUUCAAACAGUUUAAUUCUAAAUUGUUUGACUGAAAAGCUGUUAAUUGAGGGAAUCAUUGAUCCCAAAUACGUAUGGUCUGGUCCCCGAGGACAAAUUACUAGAGGUAACUACAGUAUAGUUUAAUUGUACAUAAGUUAAGACUACAGUCCUUAGCACAGUUUCUAAAGAGUAAGCCCAGUUCAAUUCUGAGGCUCAUUUCUGAGUAAACGUGCUUAGGAUUUUGCUGCAUAUUUUGUAAAAAAAUAUAGUUAAUUCUGAUAUAUGUAUUUCUCUGCUGCUCUGAUAAGCACAGACAGUCCUAAGAGCACUUCACUGAGGAAACGCUGGUGAGCUGUGUUCCUGCACUGGCACCACAGCUGAAAGUCUGUGCACAGAAUUGCAUCCCGUGAGCAGCCACUGCGUGUUCCUUGAGGAGUCUCCCCUCAUGCAAUUCCUUCCUUCGAAGAGAAAGCCUAGGCAGGGCUUUGGGACCCUUUGCCUUCCAUUCCAUCUUGGGGCAGCCGGUCCUGUUUUGCCACCUCAUUAGGCUGUGCUGUGUGGCUUCUCCUCACUUCUCUGGCCCUUGAAUUACGCCACCUCAGAUGCCUGCCUCGAUUUGCCUCAUGGUCCUGCCCACCCAGUGGCGUCGCAACGGGGGGGGGGGCAGGGAGCGGUGCGCCCCGGGUGCCAUGUCUGGGGGGGUGACAAGAAGGCACCCUGCAGGGGCUUGCAGCGGCGUGAACAGCCAUUGCGCCACCACAGCCGCAUGUGGAGGGUUCUCUGUUCGUGGCUGCAGCCACAAGCAGCACCGGCGGCAAACCGCUUUGUACAGCACAUGUGCGGCAUCACAUGCGCUGUACAUAAUGACACCGCACAUGUGCUUUACAUAGCGGUUUGCCGGCGCUGCUCGUGUGCAGUGGGAUCCCUCUGUCGCCUCUACAGACACAUGUAGAGGAUCCUCUGUUUGCUGCUGUAGUGGCGAUGGAGGGAUCCCAGCACCGCCCAUAUGGCGCUGGAGCGGCGCCGCCAGGAAACUGCUAUGUACAGCACAUGUGCAGCAGUGCUACGUACGGUGCAUGCGUUGUACGUAGAGACGCCGCACAUGCGCCCUACAUAGCGAUGCCCCUCCCCGGGUGUCAUGACGCCUUCGUUCUCCCCUGUGCCCGCCCCGGGUUAAUAUUCAGUAGUCCUUCCAGAAACAGCAGUUUAGGAUAGAGUUCAGGAAAUUCAGUUCCGCCAAGAAAUGCAGUUAUGGCUUUGUCCAUUCUUUGUCUUUUGUCUCUUCCGAGAGCAAGACAUCCAUGAUGAGAGUGAGUAGCAGGAAGAAGCUUGCAUUUAUUUUUAUAUGGCCUGGCCAUAUAAGAGAGAGUGUUUGUCAUGUGACUUGCCCCCAGAUAGGUGGGUAGAACGUUGCUGCCUUAGCUGAUUUUAAUAGGACUUGUGUUUAUGGGAUUGUUUAUAGGAUGGCUUUCUACAUUCUAAAAAAAGAUAGUUGUUGAGUUACAUGUCCACUUAGCUGGUGCUCAUCUGGGGAGGGGGCAGCGGCAGAGCAAGCCGAUCCGCCUGGGGUGGCGCGCGUGCCCUGCGCCUAGGGGCAGGGCCAGCUGCCCUCAUGGCGGGGCAAGCUGGGGCAGGACGCUCUGCGGGGCCUCCGAGAAGUCUGCCUGCCUCCUCCCACUCAGCCACCCUACAGCUGAGGGGGAGGCAGUGGGUGGACCAUUUGGGGCAGCACGGAGCCUGCGGGUGCCCAAACCACCAUGUCACUCCCAGGAGAGACGUGUGGCUCGGGUGUGCUGCUGGCCCCACAGUGAGUGCUGCCCAGCAUUUUGUCACCCUCCUCAGAGGUGACACCCAAGGUGACCCACCCCCACCACACACCCCUUCCUCUGCCCCUGGGGGGGGGUCUCCUUUUGCUCUUUGUUUUGUUUUCUGCCUGGCUCUGGAGGCCUUCAGACCCUGGAGCUCCAUUGGGCUGUUGGUCAGGUGCUCCCGCUAGGGGGGCUCUGAGCGGCUCCCCUGGCUGUUGCGCCAAGUGCCCUGGAUCCCCCCCAGUCAUGGCGGUGGCGGUUUUGGCGGCUCAGGGACCAGCCAGGCAGCACAGUUGGUGCUGGCGGACCUCAAGAGCUCCACAUGGCCGUGGCGCCCGCCAUCUUGCCUUGACGGAAGUCCAUCGUUAUGAUUUAUGAUUAGUUAAUUGACAUUGGCAUUGAGCAUCCCAUUGCUGAUAUUUUGGGUGAUGUGUUUUUAUUUGUAGAAUCACAGAGGUUUCUUUUAACGGAUGAUGGUAGCUUGCAGAUUUAUAAUAUUGAAGGCAGUGACUCUGGAGGUUACACUUGCAAAGUGAAUUAUAUAUACAAAGCUGAACAAAUGACUACUGAAAUCCAUUUCAUGGUUUAUGGUAAGGUUUUAGUAAUUUUAAUUUUGUUGUUUUGCAUCCAUGCUAUUAAUUUGUAAAAUACUCAGGAAAGCAUGGAAAUCUAGAACCCCUAAAUACUAUUGAAAAUAGUGAUUUGAAAAGAGUGAUUUGAAAAUAGUAUCUUGAAAACCACAAAAAUGUAUUGGGCCUUACUAACUUCUUGGUUAAGUGUCAGCUAGCACCAUCAGCUUGAGCAAUAGUCAGGAAAUAUUUGGACUCUGCCCAGGCAUUCUGGAAGUUUAUUCAGUGUACGCGCAUGCAAUUCAGGUACCUGGGGCAGGGCAAGGGGUGGGCAAACACUGAAGAAGGACAAUAAAAUUAAGCUAGGGUGCCACCUGGUGGAAAUGCAUUGUCUUACUCUGUGGCUGCAUUGUGUCUUGUUGUUGUUGUUGUUGUUGUUGUUUAGUCGUUUAGUCGUGUCCGCCUCUUCAUGACCCCAUGGACCAGAGCACGCCAGGCACUUCUGUCUUCCACUGUCUCCCGCAGUUUGGUCAGACUCAUGUUUGUAGCUUCGAGAACACUGUCCCACCAUCUCGUCCUCUGUUGUUCCCUUCUCCUUGUGCCCUCCAUCUUUCCCAACAUCAGGGUCUUAUUAGUUGAGUGCAAUAAUGGUGCAAAACCACAUACCAAAACAAUUGCAAAUGAGUACAUUUGCACUGCCUUGCUCAGAAAACAAGAUACAACAUCUCCAAGGGCAGAUGAUCUCCAUCUUGGAGCCUCUAUCUACAUAUAGUUUUAGAAAUAAUUGAGAACUAGUGACAUAUUGGGAACAGGAGAUGGGCAAAUUCUUCUUCUUGUUGUUAUUAGAAAUAAUUUAAUUUAUAACCUGUCCUUCACCCUAAAGCCCCAGGAUUUGUGGCUGUUCAGUGUCCAAGCAGACUUCCUUGAAAAGUAAUGGACUUUUCUUUGUUAGAGGUUUGUAAGCUGCAGGUGACCAAUCACUCAUCAGGGAUGCUAUAGCAGAGGUUGGGGAGUUGGGUACAGUUGGGGGAAAACUUAUUCUGAGGUGUCAUUUCCUAAGAGUAGAACAGAAGUUCUAAAUUAAAACUGAGUAGAGGGAGAAGAAUUAUUUAAUAUACUAACUGUUCUGAAAAGCACAACAGCCUUAACAUUUAGCAACUCCUACUCUGCAGCUGUGUGUAAAUUCAGCAAAUUAAUUUUGACUGAUAAACUUGGGAGGAACUAGAAUCAUAGGCGCACCACAGGGGGGGUCCCUGUCCUCAGUUUUCUAGAAGUGACUGAAACCUGGUUGAGUAAUAGCCGUGGCUGGAAUACCUGUACUGAUAGGGAAGCAGCAAGCAACAAGGCUUUCACAGAUCUCUGGCUGUUAUUCAUUCAUUUAGGUCAUACCAGCAAGAUUCUUAUGUGCCUUCACUUACAAUAAUAUCAAGAGAUGUUUCUAACAUUAGGACUUUCCCCCAUAAAGACCAAGAAAUAUAUUUUUAAAAAUAAAAUAAUUUUAUUAUUUGUAUGCCGCCCAUCUGGCUGGGUUGCCUUAGUUUAUGCAAAGUCUAAGCGCUGCAAAGAACUAUGGUGCUUUCUCAGUAGGGGCAGAGCCUUGAGGAUGGAUGGUAAACAGAAUGGGGAUGGGGGAAGUUUCAAGGGCAUUCUGGCUGCAUGUGAAAAUAAUGUGCAUGCACACACACCUCUCCCUAGCAUAUUUUCAGCUGUUGGUAUCUUCUGCUAUCUUCAGAACCAGUGUUUCUUGUUUAGACACCUGUAGGGUGGGCUGUUGGACACGUACCUCUUCUUUUUAGUACUAUAUUGCAUACAGAUGCCGUCUUGAUGCGGUGGCUGCACCACCAAGUGCAUAAGUGAAGAACAAAGGAAUAUUGGCUUGUCCAUUCACUGUUCAUUCUUUUCAGUGAAUGGAGAUUACCCAGUUCCACCCUUACAACAACAAGGAUAUUCGUAAGGAUGAAGGACAUCUGAAAAAUAUUUUCAUAAAUAGACAAUGCAACACAAAAAUACAUUUGGAAACAAUUAGAAACAAGCAAGGAAUGAAACAGAAAAAAGGAACAUUCAGCCACAUUAUAGCCUCUUCUGCCGAGGUCAUGCUGACUAUAAAAAUAAGGCCAGAAGGAGCCUGGAUUUCACUCUCUCUAUCUCUUUUCCUUCUGGUGUGGUGUUCUGUACAUAGUAUGCUUAGUGUUAAGAUUUAGUCUUAUUAUAAGUCAUUGUAAGUUUAAGUUGAGUCUUCCGCAGCUGGAUUUCUUAUGGACAGGGCCAAUCCUGAAUCUUUUGGAUUUGUGACCAUUAUGCUCAUUUGCCUUCAGUAGCAGUAAAGCAGUAAAGCUCUGCUGGUCUUAUUUUUGGGAGGAAUCCUGCAACGUGUUUGAGUUUUUGCUCUGCUAACUAUGCAUUGGAGUUCUGCGCUGGAUCAAUAUGAGUAGAAUACAUGACAGUUGUUGCAUAAUUGUGCCUCUAAAGCAAUGGAAAGACACAGUCCAUUGUGAGAUAAUCUGAAUCUAUGAAAGAAACUGAACGUACACUAUAAGCGCAAUGUUUCUGACUGGGGCAACAAGAACAAGAGAACCUUGUGGCACCAUAAGAACUAAUAGCUGUGUUUUAUGGCUAAAGUUUUUGUGGACUUGAGGUCACACUUUGUCAGAUGCAUGAAUCGUCUUCAAUUGGCAGAAGAUGACAUGCGUCUUAUACCCAUAAGUGCUCCAACCAGGAAUGUGUUAAUGAUUGAAAUGGAGCCCAUGCAGUCAACGGCAAUUUUAGGCAAAGUUUGUGGAAAGGAACCAAUGUUCAUUUUGGGUUGGACAGAGGUUUCUAGGACUGGAUCUGAAUGGAGGUAGGAGCACAGGGCUCUUUUUCAUGCCAUUAUAGGGGAAAAAAUAUGUCCAUAGGCAUUAGGUCAUGAGGGUCAUUAAUAUCCCAGAAAAUAAACAUUGCAACCAAAUUGUCAGAAACUAGACACAGGUAACAUAUACAACAAUGUCUGGGCUUCGUCUUGCACAGUCAUAAUAUACUUCACAAUGAUUGUUCAAGACACAACCUCUUUAUAUCUUUGACUUCUCUCUCGUAUUGCAGUUCAGUGCUAUUGUUUCCAUUUUGCUUAGUUUUUGGUUUUAUUUUAUUAUUUUUAUGUGCAUUGCACCUGUUCUAAUUGCAAUAUUUUGUGUCCAUUUGGUAAGGGCAGGCUGUAGGUAUCUCUAAAAAGAAACAAAUAAAAUAUUAUGCUUAGGAAUGCAUUAGUCCUGGUUUUGGGUAAUUCCUGUACCAUGUUAAGAGAGAAUAUUUUCCUUUUCUUAGUGUAUCAUAUGCCAGAGAAGAGUCUCCGCCUGUCAUCUGAAUUCACAGUUCAAACCUGUGAAACCAAUGCGGUUGCUUCAUUUGAAAAGCAUUUCUUAAAGAAAUUGGAGAGCUUAGUCUACAACCUGGGGUGUGAGAUCAAGCAGUGGAGUACACAGUGUCAUGCUUCUACAGACACACUGGAGAAGAUAACACACAAGCUUACCUUUCAGUUUGUAGGUAAGGUGAAAUCUUACUACUUCUGCAUUAUUUUAUUUUUGACCAUUGUGUGCAAGAAAAUACCGUAGGCAAGAGGCCUGGAGGGUGGCAACAUGAGAACGGGCCUUUUCUGUGGUGGCUCCCCACACAUGGAAUGCUCUCCCCAGGGAGGCUCGCUUGGCGCCACCAUUACAAACAGUGUCUUUAGGCACCAGGUGAAAAUAUUCCUCUUCUCACAGGCCUUUGGCUGAUUAAACAAUAUAUGACCUUUUAAACUGGGGUGGAGGUCUUGUUUUUGCUUGUUACUAUGAUAAGUAUUUUUGUGUUUUUAUAUGGUAAACCACCCUGCUAUCCUCAGAUGAAAUGCAGUAUUUAAUAAUGAUAAUAGAAACAGAAAUAAUAGAAAUAGAAUAAAAGGAAAGCCCUAAGAGCCAUAUAUUAUGUGACAAUUCAGGCCAGCUAUGGCACAUUCUCCCUUUGUGAGACAGCUGGCCACCAACCCAAUUGGUUUGGGCACCAGGAGGUCAUUCAUUUGGGAGCCCAGCUGCCACCUUCUCCUUCUCCUUCUCCUUCUCCUUCUUCUUCUCCUUCUCCUUCUCCUUCUAUAAAUGGUGUUGUGGUUGGAGUGUUGGACUAGGACUUUGGUGGGGUUCAAAUCCUCACUUCAGCUACAAAAAUCACAUGGGUGACCUUGGGUCAUGGUCUCUCAGCCUAACCUACCUAACCAGGUUUGUUGUGAGGAUAAAAUGGGGAUGAGGAGAACAUCAAGCACCACCUUGAGCUCCUUGGUGGGAUAUAAAUGAAAGUAUACACUCCUCCUCUUUCCCCGAUAAGGACACAGGGCAGCUUACAGAUAAAUAUAAGAACAGCUAAAACGGGGGGGGGGGGGAGUCAUUAAAAACAAUUAAAAAUUUAGAAUAUAUAUAACACAUUAAAAUCUAUUAAAGCCACACAAAUCAUUACUUUAAAAGCAACACGGCACAGUCCUUUCAUUAAAAGCAGUCAGCUCCCAAAAGCCCAUUGGAAUAGCUACAAGGAGGGAGCCAGUCUAGCUUCUCUAGGGAGGGAGUUUCAGAGUUGUCAGGAGCAACCACCACCAAGAAGGCCCUGUCCUGCGUCCCCAACAAGUGUGUCUGUGCGGGUGGUGGGACCAAGAGAUGGGCCUUUCCUCAGAGACCUCAAAAUCCAAGCAGGUUUGUGUGAGGGAAUACAGUCUGAUACAGGGCUGUAAUUUGCUUGUUAUUUUAAGAUUGCUGCUGGUUGUUUAUUGUUUAAGGAGCAUUAUGUUAUGCCAUGUAUUGUUUUAAAUGAGUUAUGUAUCCUGCCCUGAGACAAAGUGGUAUAAGAUGAGUUGUAAAAUUUUGGAAUAGAUAUAUACAAGAUCUAUAUACAGUGGUACCUCGGGUUAAGUACUUAAUUCGUUCCGGAGGUCUGUUCUUAACCUGAAACUGUUCUCAACCUGAGGUACCACUUUAGCUAAUGGGGCCUUCCGCUGCUGCCGCGCCGCCGGAGCACGAUUUCUGUUCUCAUCCCGAAGCAAAGUUCUUAACCUGAAGCACUAUUUCUGGGUUAGCGGAGUCUGUAACCUGAAGCGUAUGUAACCUGAGGUACCACUGUACAAUGAACCUAAAGCACUGGGGUCAUAUUAUGCGAUGUUAGUUUUCAAUUUUUAGCGUGCAAGAAGGUUGCUGCUAUAUAAAAUAUUGGCAUUGCAGACAGAUUCUUACAUGUGGUGAAGUCACCGUGUUGUUAGACAUGGGUUUUAUCAUAUGGGAAGAAUACUUGCAUCAUACAAAAGUUUUAUUAAAAUAGAAAAAUUGCUGCUUACUUUCUCUUAAUUUGCAGUUUUCCCUUUAGCCCUGACCACAGCAGACCUCUGUAGAAGUGCUCAAUGUGGAAAUUCCACCAGCAACAUGGAGGAGGUGAAGUAAAAUUAUACCAAAGGUUCACAGUGCAAUAAUGGCCAUGCUAUUUUGCAGAACUUAUGGCAAAAAUAAUAACUUAUAAGUGUGCAAAAUCAGGGGUCCAACAAUAUUUUGGGGACCUGGUAUACUGUAUGUAGAUUGAGCUCUGCUGCAGUUGCCAAAGAAGGCACAAAUUUGCAUAAUAUUUGUGUAAUAUUAUCUCACAUGCAAACUUGCACCCUCUUUUGCAGGUGGUGGUGGAGCUUACAAAAAUAAAUCAGGGGUCACAUACAAAUAAUAAGAUGUCCAACAGACAGAAUAUUAACAGGUGAAGCUUUCCCCAUAACUGUCAUUCCAUACUGUUUAAUAUCUGCCUGCCACAUAGCUGUUAAAGCCACAAGAGUCCUCUAGUGCUAACCGCAAACCAUGUAAAGAACUCAUGUUUUGUGAGGUGUAAAUGAAUUGUGUUAUUGUGGGUCUUUCAUCUGUUGAUCAUAAGCUGGCAGUACAGGUGGCAACCAUUUUGCACACGUCCAAUUCACGCAUGACUGCUGAUGCGCAGGUCCUUUUGGACCCGGAAGAGGGUGGAAUGGAGGGCAGGACAGGCUUACGCGCACUCUGCCUGACAAUGUGCCGUCAUGUGCAAGGCGCAUGGAUGUGACAUCACACGCCGGGCCCCCUCAGUCUUGGGCACAAGAUGGCACUUGUGUUGUAUUUUAUCCACAACUCACCGUGAUUCUAGCUAGGUCACAGUUUGGUCUAUGUUAAUGUGCAGCUCUUGUUAACUGUCACACUCCUAGGCAUAUACCAAGAUCAGUGAGUUCUUUGAAGUCGAAAACGCGAACUCAUCUCACAGUGAUUAUUCAAGUUACCUUCAUGGUACACUGAAUGCAGUUAAAGUAGACCACUGCAAGCCAGGAUUUGGGAAGAUCAUAAAUGCCCUCAGCAAUAACACGGAGUGCCCAGGGUGUUGUGGUGAGUUUCCAGAGUCUGUAUGUUAAAAAAAGAUACUGCUGACUAAUUUUCAUGAAAUGUAGUUUCUUGCUGAUUUUUUCCUUCACCUAUUUUUCUUCUUUUAAUUUUUAAAAUUGGAAACAAAUUUCUCGGGGUACGGAGAUCAUUAUGGCAAAAACACAUUAUUGCAAUAAGGGGGAAAGAAUGAACAUUAGUGCCCGCCUGUCAAUCACUAACCUAACAGGGACAUCAGGUAAUGGCCACCAGGACUUCAAGGCACCAUGCAGGGCCCCUGAGAAGCAGGCUGCCUGUUGAUGGGCAGUGAAUUCAAGGCUGCUUUCUGCAGGGAUCGGCUGUGUGACCCAGUUCCCUGUGGGGAACUCAGUCUCGGAGCUGAUCCAGCCGUAUCUCUACCUGCCUCACACCUGGCAUGGUUUUGGGGAAACUGCUUCAUGGGCAAAAUUGGGAGCUAUGCUCUCAGUGUUUUGCUUACUUAUAACAAAUGAGUGCUGAUUUUGUUUAUGUAACUCACCUACAAUCGUACCUUGUUUUGCAACCAGGAUCCGUUCCGGAACCCUGGCCAUUAGCUAAAAAGGAUGCAGGGCAAAGCACUGAGUCUGUGCACGCGCGCAGAGCGGUUUGUGCUUCUGAGCAUGUGUGAAGCGUGAUUUAGUGCUUCUGCGCAUGCGCGAGCGGCAAACCCAGAAGUAACCUGUUCGGUACUUCUGGGUUUGCCAUGGACGUUCACUGGAAUGGACACUAGAUGUUCGCAGAGGUAUUAGUGUACUUGGUCUUUGCAGGAUUGUCUCUGUGGGCAGGUACAUGUGGCUAAAUUCCCCAGUGAGGUUGUACAUUUCCCUAUGUAGAGGGAGAUGCAAAGGACCCAUUUCUGAAAUUACUGUGAAUGGAGCACCAGGCGGCAUGUCUAGUCACACCAGUGUAACGUCCGAAGCUGGACAUUCAGCCUGCCAUGAAUGAAAGUCAAAAGCAGGCUAAUAAUUGCUCAUAAAUUUAAGUGAAUGAGAGCCGUAGUAAUUUUGUGUGUGUUGCCCCCAUGUCUUUUAUUUUUGGAUAGUCACCUGCCCGCCAGGUAGAUUCAGUGCAGAAUAUGGUACCAUCUGCACUCUGUGUCCUGCUGGAUCCUACAAUGAAAAGUAUGGUCAAGCAGCAUGUGAAAAUUGUCCCAAAACACAAAGCAGUGAUGGAGAGGGUGCAAAGACAGGAAGAAGUUGUCAUAGUAAGUAGCUUAUCUCCACAGGCAUUGUAGGAAUUGGUCUUUUGGUUUUCCGUAUCUGGUGGGGUGUUUUCACAUGAGGCUAAAGUAGUUCUUGCUUCAGUCAGUUUGUGAUGCUGAUACAACACCCAUAUUUAGAAGGCAGUUCUGCAGUACUCUAUGAUUUUGACUGACUUUAGUUCCCCACUUUCGCUGUGCUCAGGGUAUAUUGUUGUCUAGGUGUGAAAUACAUUUUUCAUGUAAUGAAUGAAUGAAACUUUAUUUGCAUCAGCUAUAGGCCAUAGCAACAAAAGAACAUUGUGAUGUACUUAGAAGACAAUAAAAAGUUGAUUAUAUAAAACACAGUUUAGGGUCCUGAAUCAGCAGUCAAAUAGUGGACCUUAUUCUGAUUGUCCCAGGUAAAAAAACCUUGCAAACUUUGCUGUCAUCUGCUCCCCUUGAUCUGCCAGGAGAGAAGACACUGUGGCAGUGGUUGGGCGACCCGGAAUGGACAAUAGAAGAGGGGUGAUAAUCUCAUUCCUCAGGUCUUUGUAAAGAGUGCAAGCCAGGAGAGCAUGCGCCACUGAUUCGGUGCUGCCAUCUCUGCAGGGACAUAAGCGUUUUUCAUAUGGAAUCUGUUGAGAUCGUUCCGCAAGUACAGCCAAGGGCAAUACAUUCAGUCUUGUGAGGGUAUCUAUAUUUGUGCAUCUAUAUUUUGGAAUUGCUAGGUUAUACAGAUAGGGUGCCAGAGCAUCAAAGUAGAAGGAUGGGAAAUGGUCAUACCAUGGGCAAAAUGUCCUUACUGUGGCCAAGUCGUUCUGACACUUAAUAUCAUUUAAAGGUAAAGGGAUCCCUGACCAUUAGGUCCAGUCGCGGACGACUCUGGGGUUAUGGCGCUCAUCUCGCUUUAUUGGCCGAGGGAGCCGGCGUACAGCUUCCGGGUCAUGUGGCCAGCAUGACUAAGCCACUUCUGGCGAACCAGAGCAGCGCACAGAAACACCGUUUACCUUCCCGCCAGAGUGGUACCUACUUAUCUACUUGCACUUUGAUGUGCUUUCGAACUGCUAGGUUGGCAGGAAUAUUAUUUAGGCUUUGGCAAAUUAGACUCUAGGCGCAAUGAUGCAUUUGGGAAACAGGGUGGUACAGGAGAAAAAAUUGCCUUAAGAACUUUGAUUGGACAGCUUCCAUGGAUCCAUGGUAAGUGCCAGCCAUGAAUUACAAGACUUUGGUUUUCUCAAGAAACUAUAGAGCCCAUAAAUGGCGCAUGGACAACCAGCCAAUUGAACAGGUUAAAGUUUUCAAAUAUCUUGGCCUUAUUUUCCAGGCCACGGGGUCAUGGGGAGCACACCAGAAAUGUGCAAAAGAAAAAGCAUCCCAAAGCGCCAAAAUUCUGACAAGCUUUUUCCACACAAAAGGUGGCAAACAUAUGCCCACAGUCCUGGAAGUGUUCCAAGCUAAACCCCUAGCACAGCUAUUAUAUGGGGCUCAGAUUUUUUCAUGUAACUUCUCUUGGUGCACACAAAAUCAGGCACUUCUUGUAUGGAAAUAUGUGGACAGUUCACCCCUGGAGAGAUAUUGACUGGCUGUAGCAGACUGCCCCCACACGGGUGGGGGAACCUAUUAGAAUGUCUGGUCCCCAGAAGCACUGCAGUCUUCUACACCAGUGGUUCCUAAGUGUCAGUUGGAUGGGCAGAGUACAAGUAAAUUUAAAUGAAUGAAUGAAUGAAUGAAUGUUAUCCCUUGCCUCUGCUGCCUCCUGCAUCCAAAGUCACAGCAGCUCCCUGGCUCCACCCAUGCAGUCCUCCGCGGUUCCGGCAAUGCUCUCCUCAUUUCCCUCCAUCAUUCUUGCCUCUGUCAGAUCAGAGUGCCUGCUCCCUCUCUGCUUAGUUGCUGGGCAGAGACUCAGCACCUGAGACUUGGCUUCAUUGGUGUUGGCCUGACUCUCAAUUGACUUCAGCUGGUGAUGAGUCAUGUGCUCUCAAUCUUGCAUGCCUUAAUAGCCACUGCCCCAACUGUUCUGCCCUCCUAAUCCUCCUCCUGGCUCGGGGGGUGGGGUGGGGUGGGGGAGUCAGGUUCUUCCAGGGUUCUAGCCUCCUCUGUGUGAUUUCUUCUUUCCUGGGCUCCUGGUAUUCCAUGCUGUCUUCCUGCUCUGACAUUGGCCCCUCAUCCCCCAGCCCCUCUGGCACCUCUUUGUGUUCCACAGGAGUGCUGAGGUCUCCUGACCCGAGUCCCAAGGACUUCCUUGUCUUGCCAGCCUUGGUGCCCUCACCACCCCAUGGCACUAUGGAAUGGUUGCCCCUGAAAAUGCCCUGUGGCCAAGGGGAGCUCAGAAAGCCCCUUCUUUUCCCGAGAAGCUUGGCACAAUAGAGUGCACUAGAGUGCAAGUGGCAGAAGUCUUGUAGCAAAUAGGACCAAACACAGAAUAGAGUGCCUGAUUAUGGCUACCAUCUGACAGUAAUGGUGGCAGAGGAAGCAUAUUUUGCUGCCACUGUUGUGCCCCAUAGUGAGUGCCGCUUAAGGUUGAUCCAGUGGGGUGGAAGGCUUAACUGACGAAUUGGUAGCCUGCUGUGGUAAAUUUGCACUACACUUUGAGGACAAAGUUGCUUUGUGACAGCUCUGAACUUGGGGUCACAGUUAUGGCAGCCCACAGAGGCUGUUGGACAGUCUGAUCCAGUCUGAUUUGUGAGGAUCAGCUUCACUUGUUGCAUCCUGAGGAAGUGGAAGUGCAGGGAUUUGGUCCAACACGAGUUCUGCAGCCUUGCCCAUCGUGUCAAAGAUGAUCUAGCACAAAGAAAGCACAAAGAAAGAGGAGUCUAGGAAGUGGUUGAUGUGUCAUUACAGGACAGAAUGAUAUUUACUAAUCCCUCCUAAGAGGUACCCCAUGAACCCUGAGGUAUUCAACAACUAUCACCCAGUUGAUAAGACCUUUUGGAGAGCAAAGUAGUCUGAGUGAAGGAAACAAAUUAUGGCUUCAGGCUUCAGGCUUGAGCAUGGCAUCAAGAGAGCUUUGGCUGCCCUGGUUGAUGACUUCUUUCAGGGAAGAGAGAGAGAGAGAGAGAGAGAGAGAGAGAGAGAGAGAGAGAGAAUCUAAGGGUAUUCUAACCUUGUUGAUUUUCCUUGAUCUCUCUCUGGCUUUUGGCACCAUAAGCACGGUCUCCUUCUGGAGCGACCAGGUGGGUUAAGGCUUCAAGGCAAUGUGGUGCAGUGGUCCUCUCCCACCUGCAGCGUCGCUAUCACAGAGUGGAAUUGGGUGUUUCCUGCUUGCCCUCACGGCUUUUGGGGUGUGGGGUCCUGCAUGAUUUUAUUCUGUUUCCCACAUUAUUCAACAUCUGUAUGGAGCCAUUGGGAGCUGAUGACAUGCAGGUCUACUUUUCCUUCGCAUCUGAAUUGGGAGAGGUUGUGCAGGCGCUGGACUGGUGCUUGGAAGCAGUGGAGGAGAGGGAAGAGAGACUCUGUUUUCUAUCGGGGAUGGGUGUUUCCACCUGCCUUGUCCCACCGUCCAGCCCUGGAAGCCUGCAAAAUGGAGCCAGAAGAACUCUGAGGGGGACUUUCUGCCCUUUCGGAUUGAGGUAUAAAAGAUUGGGGGAGGGGUUGCUAGAUACCAAUGUCAUCAGCUUUGGGGCUGCUUUUGAAUGGAGUUUGAAUGAAGUUACUGGAUAGAAUGUUAACCUAUUUGUGAGCUGGUUCAAGAGCAGCCCAGAUCUGGCUUGUCCCAAAAUAUUCCCUAGUGCCUAACAAAUCCAGCCCCCUUCUCCGGCCAUCACCCUCUCAUUCACGCAUUGAAACAGCACAGCCAUACCUGUGUAGCUGACUCCGUGUGUGGAACUGAUAGCAUUUCAGAGAAAGCCCAGCAGCCUCCAGAAUCUCUCAGCUACAUUCCCCCCACAUAUUGGUGCCAGGAGUGACCCCUGACUCAGUGUCCACAACCCUCUUGCUGGGCAGGCAAGUCACCCUGUGGUCUGCGUAACCACCACACACCCAGCUAUCCAAUGAGCAAAUCACCCACUACCAGGAUCCUCCCACCAGAAGGGGUAUCCUUGGCAUGAGAGUUUUCCUGCUUGAUCUCUAAGGAAAGGGUUCCUUUGAAGGAAUCCUUUCUGUCUUCCUCAGAGUGAUGCCUUCCUUCCCCCACACCCUGCUUCUCCAUGGCAGCAGAGGAGCUGCAGUCUCGGAAGUGGGACACAGCUACCACCCCACCCCCCAAGUCCUCAUCCAACAGUCUCUCUGCCUCUCUGCUUCCCUAGGUCAGUCACCUGGGGAACUCAAGGGAACUCAUUCCUUGGGGACCAGGAGUUCAUUUCAAUAACAAUUUCUACCCAGUUAGACCAAUAGGUGUACAGAUGACAUUACACAGGACAGCCCCCUCACCCAUACAGUACUGGCUUCAAUCUACAGUUCUUUUUUCUUUACCGUUUGUUGAGUUAGUUGACUUGGGAGCUUGGGAUUUGUUAGGACUAAGAGUGGAGAAGCUGAGUGGUUUGCCCUUGCUUCCUAGCCCUGCUGCUGAACUUGCUUAGCUGCCUAAAUCACUUGCUGUCUUGAUGCUUUGGCAGGUGAAGUUUAAUGUCAGGGCUCUUCUUACUGACGUCUAAAGUUCUGAGACAGACAAGCUGGCCCUCCUCUUCUAGGGUAUGAUUACCCUUUCCCAACGUUUUCUGAAAACUUUUUGAAAGGGGGCCAUUGGCCUUCAUAACAGCUUGUUCAUCAACCCUAUUGGCCGUUGCAGAAAUGAAAGAAGAGUUUCUUGCCCAAAGACUUCAUUUAGCUUUAGUUGUCACAUUGACCAAAAAGCAUUUCUCUGUGUCUUAAUGGUCAUAUUGAACUACACACACAGACUCUGCACUUCGACUCUGCACUUCUCUUGGCAUAGGUUGCUAGUUUAUCAAACAUACUGAAAUUUAAAGUGGUGUGCACUGGCUAGUUCUGGAGUCUUCAUAAUCAUUAUGGCAUCAUCUAGUUACUAGAAGAAUGCUUCACUGAUUUUCAUUGGAUGCUUCUUCUGAUUUCUGUAAUGAAACAGCCAAACACACGAUCAUUGAUGCCACCAAAGCAGGCUUUCUUCCUUGGCGUCAGUGACUGUCCUUCUGGCUGGUUUUUGGGAAAUGUUCAUAUCUAGCAAAAGUCCAAGUCUUCUUGUUUUUAGAGGGCAGCACAAAACUCUUCUUUUGGGGGGAAAAGCAUGAUUAGAGGAUUGGUGGGUUAGGUUCUUGUAUGUGGCUUGCUCAGUGGUUUUAUUGUGUGAUUUUGUUUCCUGUUUUUGAAAUUCUAAGUCAUCCAGAAUGGUUGUUGAUCAUGCUAUAGCAUAUUUACAGGAUAUGUAUUGGUUAUCACUAAGCAGAUUUGCAGAAUUCCAUACCUGCUGCCUAAUUCACAAUGUUUCUGCUAGUCAUAUGGAGGAAGAAAGAACUAUAGAUUCCAUUCAGGGGGGAAAGCAGGCUAGAUAGCUAGCUGGACGGCACUGAACAACAGGAAUCCCUGCUCAACUCUCCCUCUAGCUUAGCCUGUUCCAGCAUGGUGCUCUUCAGACACUCCCAUCAUCUCUGAACCUUCCUGGCGAUGAUGGAGAGUUGUGGUCCCUAGCAUCUGGAUGGGACUGUGUUGGGGAAGUCUGCUCUAGCUCCUCACCACACACACUUUCCUGCCUGCCUUCACAGCUGUGGUGUUAUGCGCCGAGAGAAUUUGCAAUACAAAUCCACUUAAAUUGCACAGCAGCAAGGCCCAGCCAAGGCUGAUGGCCAUCCUAUGUCCCCUAUAGUAAGAGAGAGCAGCACAACCCAACAGGGAGGAGGAAGGGUGAUGCUGCUGCCGUGGGACCUGCUGUUGUAUUCCAAAGAGGAGCGGUCUGAGGCAUGAAGAAAAGAGGACAAUGGGUGUGGGUGUGAUGCUACCUCCCUGCCCUACCUCGUGCUCUGAGGAUCGGAACGAAGGUUGGAAGAGCAUCCUUGUUGAGUCCCACUAGCAGGGGGCAGAGGUGGGCUGGCAAGCCCUUUUCAAGGGCUUGUGUGUGUGAUGUUUGUGUAUAGUCGCCAUGCUAAAUAGAUCGCUGUUCUUGUUCAUGUUUUUCAGAAAUUCUACCAAUGUGGAUGGUUUUUUUAAUAUCUUCCGCAGGAACCAGUCUUAUUCUUGUGACAAUUUGGCUGUAAGUACCCUACCCUUUUACACUGAACUUUUACUUUACAUCUGUUUAUCACCUCUAACCCCUGUGCUCCCCUGCAUUGCAGGAGCUGAAGCCUGUUGCUGCUGGACACUUUAGGAAAAUAUGGCUUCCAUAGCAAGUUCUAUAGGUGUCAUAUAUGUGAUGCUCCACAUGUGUAUGAAGGCAGCUAGCAGUUUUAUGCCUAGAAUUUCUUACAAAAGAUUUGAAUUAACUUCUGCUUUUCCUUUAAAAUCCCCUUACAUUCCACACAGUUGUACAAAACUGCAGCACAAGCCACAGAGCAGUUGCUGCAUUGACUUUGAAGAUGAGAAGUGCAAGUUUGAAUCCUUGCCGAGGGCCAAAACGACAUCUUAUGCUAGAAGUGGGGAAGGGGGUUCCUUUUCAGCCAUGGGGCCACAUUGCCUUCUGAGCAAUCUUCUGGAGGUUGCCUGCCAGCAGCAGGCAGGGCCAGAGGCGAAAGGGAACAGACCAACGAAUGGAAAUGUUGCCUUACCACAGUACAGUAGGCUGCUUUCUGCAGAUACUCACACAGCCUUCCUCACCCUCAGUCCAAACCAGCAGGAGGCCUGGCCAGAGUUCAAGGAUGUAUUUGAGCCAGGCAAAAGCACUCAAGCAUGGUUGUGUGGCCCAAGGAGAGUUGCAAAGGCUAGAUAGAGACCUGGAGGGCCACAUUUGGCCCCUGAGUCUGAGGACCCCCAGCCUGUGCUUAAGAGAUCUGUUAUCAGUUCUCACAACAUUUUGAUUUUAACUUUAAAGCAGCCAAAGCUUGAACUGGCCAGCAACACUGAUAAUGGGCGUUAGUUCUUCCCCUGCCCUAUUCUGUUUAAGCAAAGAGGAUUGGGAAAAUGGAAUGGGGCAGACUUCUCCAAGCUCCUCCAGCUCUUUUGAAUUACCACUCCCGUCAGCCUGUGAUCCUUGCCUAGGGUUGCCAUAUUCCAGUUAGGCAACCCCACUCUGGUUUCCGUCCUUCAAAUCACCAGCUUCCAGUGUUGCUUUGUAACAAGGGAAUGAGCCAUAGGGCUUUUCCUACACUUUUGUGUAGAACUUUCAGCUGAUGUCCAGGGUCACAUUUAAAGCACAUGGCCUCCCUUGAAGAAACCUGGGAACUGUAGUUUGUUAAGGGUGCUGGGAGUUAUAGAUCUGUGAGGAGUAAAUUAGUUUCCAUAAUUCUUUGGGGGAGAAGCCAUGGGCCUGAAAUGUAUGGUGUGUAUAUGACUCUAGUUCACUAUGACGGCCAAGGGUGGGGUGGGGAAAGGGUGGUGAACUAUCAAAAAGCAAAUGAAGAAAAUCAACUGCCCUGAAUUUCCUUUUCCUUGGUAGAGAUGUAUGUGCUGGUGUCUGGCAUGACUCCCAUCUGUUUCAGGGGGAAUAAUGUCAAUAUCAUGCCGAUUGAGAAUUCUUCAUCAUUCAUGAAAGGGCUGUGCUAUAACAGUGGAAUUUGGAUGCUGCACUUAACUUUCUGUGCUGUUGAUGUGUCUAUUUGUUUUUACAUGAUUACACUUUAUGUAAUUCAUUAAACUGCGAAUGGACAUUUUGUGAGCUUUCGCCACAGCAGGGUAAGUGUAUCUUACGGGAGAGGUGGGAAAUCUGUGGUCUUACUGGAUGUUACUGGACUCCCAUUAGCCCCAGCCCAAAUGGUCAGUGUGUGGAGAUGUGGUCCAGUAACAUUUGGAAGGCCACAAAUCUCCUUCCCCAUCAUACAGCUUGACCCCAACCCCCUUUAUAGUUAAACCCCUUUCAUUCCAGGGCAGCCUAGCCCCAAAUGAAUUACUUAGCAGUGGAUAGGAAGUAUGUUCACCUGUAAUACCAGCUGACUAAUUUUUCCCACAUCUCUCACACAGCAUCAUAGGUAGGUGCUGCAAAAAAACAAUAGCUGCUCAAUACAUCAGAGAAGCAGAAUCUGGACUUAAGAGGAGGCUGCAGGCAUUUGCGAAUAUUGCAAGUGAUGCAGAAGUACAAGAGCAAAGAAGCAAAUUAAGCCCCAUCAAAAUGCACAGAAACAAAGUUGAUUUUCUAGAAGAUGAAUCGGUGGGAUUGUUAAGCAACGAUGAAGCGACAGAACCACCCACCACUGCUGGUACAAGUCCAUCUCCUGUCCAAACAGGACUAAGCGAUUUAGAAAGUAGCUUUGAAGACAAGUCAAUACCCACACUGGACAAUGACAAUUUUAUUCCAAAGGACCUGCCACCCAAUCAGCAGAGAUUAGUUGACAUAAUGAAGCACAAUCUGCCCUAGCUGCUGUAAGGUUCUUCACAGAUUUGCAUAAACCUGCAAUUAGGAAACAGAGGAAUAACUUCCUAAACAAUAUUCGCAAGAAAGCUGAAAAAUGAGCUUGCUUAGUGCUUGCAAUUGGGAAGCAAUUUUCAGUCACUCUAUUUCUGGAGAGCACUUCAGCAGGAUAAUAUAGCUUCAAGAGGGCAGUGCAUUGAAGUACACUCAUUUUUUCCCCUCAAACUGGCAAACUGUCCAGUUUAGCAGAUAAUGGAAAUUGUUGAAGAAGCUUACUUUACAAAGAACUUGCUACAGAGCCAAAGAAGAAUCUAGACCAAAAGCAAUGCUGAGUUUAGAACUAUUGUAUUCUGUAAGCCAAGUGGAAAAUGUAAGGAUAUACCAUAUACAAUACUAUAAUCUCUGUGUAUUCUAUGUGAUUUGCAUUGUGUAUUGCUAGUAGUAGUUAGAAGAAUAUGUUCAAAAUGGUUAAUCUGAAGCAACGUGACGGGCACAUAUCAUAAUACUGAAAAGUCUAAGAGCCUGUUAGAGAAAAGAACCCCUUGAAUAAAUUGUCUAAUAUUGCUAUCUGCUUUGCUGCUUGUAAUGUAUAAAGUCUAAACCAAAUAAUACCAGUAUUAGCAGCCACUAGCAUAGGGGGACCAUAGAUUGCUUGGCAAACGACAGAGCAACCCCUGUUUCACCCUAUACAAACUUGAAACCUUGUUUGCCUUUGACCCAUUGUUCUGCUAAAAGAAGGGCAAAACGUACAAUGGAACCCACAAUCCCUUAAUGUCCUGGAGGGGGAAAUGAGCUACUGCUAACAGGUGUUUUUAAAUAUUUUGUCAAAAUAUUUCAUAAAUUAUCUUGAAAUCUCGUAACGUACUGAAUUCCAAAUCACAUUUACACAUGCAACCUAAGCCCUUAAACUCAUACAUGGAAACAUUCCCACUUUUCACUUCAGCUCCUCAUGCUCCGAGGCUGCUCCUGAGCCAAAUUUCAGAAUCGGCAUUUGGGCAGGGGGCUGAAGUGCUACGUAUUAUGGAUAGGAAGAUGCUAAAAGAGCAGAACAGCACCUAAAAUCCAUUCAGAGAAUGUUUGAGCUCUCGGGAAUCAGCUGACACAGAGGUUUUUAGCUUUUUCUUCAGUUCCACCCUGGCCUGUGGAAUGAAGUGAUUUUUUUCUGCACACUGGGCAGUGAGAGUUAAUACAGAAAAGGACAGGGCUCUUCACUGCUAAUAACUGGGAUUUUGUGGGAAAGAAAAAGGAUUUUGAAGGGGCAACAUGUAAGCAUGAGAAACAGCAUCUGCUGAAAUUUCUCUUAACACAUGUAUUAAAGUUACAGGGUCCAAGUUUCCCUAGGCUGCAUGUCUAAGGUAGUGGCUCUUUUCUGAGGCCUUGCCAUUCCACACCUCCUUUGCUUACCAGAUUUUCUACAAUACUGUUUCCCCCUUCCAUGUAAAAGGUGAAACCAGCCAACCCAUAGCAGUAGGAAUGCAGUUCAGAGCACACUGUUUAAGGGCGAAUGCGCAUAAUAGAUUUUUCCUUUAGUACUGUGCUCACUUUAGCACUAGUCCCUAUUCGGUGAAACAGCCCAUCUCACAUAGUGGACUGGGGUGCUGUUGCUUUGAUGCAGAAUAAUACGUGAUGGUCCUUUCCCCCCUUUGGGUCUCCUCCAGCAGCAUAAGAGAAGAUGCUGCUUAUCCAACAGCUGCCUAUUGUUUUAUAGAAAUGAAAGCUCCAAUAUUCAAGUAUGCCAUUUUAUACCUUUUAUGAAGUUGCCAUAUAUUUAAAGGACACGUGAGAAAAUAAAAAAUAUUUUUAUUAAAAUAAAGGUUUUCAUAUUGCAUUGC
This is a messenger RNA of Podarcis lilfordi (Lilford's wall lizard), 23300 nucleotides long. Lineage: Eukaryota; Metazoa; Chordata; Lepidosauria; Squamata; Lacertidae. The record is from the annotation of a GenBank genome assembly.